Molecule: messenger RNA, 2275 nt
Organism: Actinia tenebrosa (Australian red waratah sea anemone)
Lineage: Eukaryota; Metazoa; Cnidaria; Anthozoa; Actiniaria; Actiniidae
Product: exosome complex component RRP45
Biological process (GO): exonucleolytic trimming to generate mature 3'-end of 5.8S rRNA from tricistronic rRNA transcript (SSU-rRNA, 5.8S rRNA, LSU-rRNA); nuclear polyadenylation-dependent rRNA catabolic process; U1 snRNA 3'-end processing
Cellular component (GO): cytoplasmic exosome (RNase complex); nuclear exosome (RNase complex)
Molecular function (GO): mRNA 3'-UTR AU-rich region binding
Source: RefSeq, a predicted model, not a curated record
GCUAAAAGUGUAAUUGUAUUUUUUGCUAGUGGUUUGCUAUUAGUUGAUCCAAGUGACAAAGAAGAAAGCAUUAUGGAUGGUCACAUGAUGAUGGCAAUGAACAUUCACAGGGAGAUCUGUGGUGCUGUCAUGGGUGGGGGAGUAUCUCUUGAAACUGAACAGAUUAUUCGAUGUUCAAAAAUUGCAGUUGUAAAAGUGGAAGAAAUAACACAACUCAUCAAAGAUGCUUUGGAGGAAGAUGAACAAGAGAGAAUGAUUGGUAAAGUUGGGGUCUUUGAGUCAGCCAAGAACCAUAUUACGACAAUGAUAACGGAGUCAACAGAGAUGGACUUAACAGAUGCUUUACAGAAUGCCUCAGAGCAAAGCAAGAAGGCAUGUAGGUCAUUAGGUGAACAAAAACCUAGUAGUAACUGGCAUUCAGAGCUGAAGGUUCCUGGUCCUGGUACUGCUCAGAUUGGACACGGAGGAGAAAACACAUGGAGCAGCUUACAAGAAGACCUCAUUAUCAUUGAAUCUGAUGAAGAAAAAGCAGCAGUUUCAAAGUCACCUAUGUUUGAGACAAAAACCCAAGUUGUUUCUGACGAGGACAGUGAGGAGGAAGAUGUUGUAAUUCUGACUUCUGAGAAAGUUUCCACUAAAAGUCCUACCCUCGAAACUCCACUUGUGACUGACCCAAACACUGUGAAAAAUCCCAAUGAAAAGCAAACAGCAAUUUCAUCAGCAACAAAGAAAAAUAAAAAGAGGAAGAAGAAAAGAACCUAAUAAUCUGCACAAUAGGUUAUGUAGCUUUCAUCAAUCAUUUAUUACAAUUAUUGUAAUAAAGGAUUGAUGAAAACUACAUAAAUUACUAUUAACCUAUUGUGCAGAUAGAGGAUUUGAUCCUGGAUAAUGGCAUUUUUACACCAGUGUCACAAGUGAUGAACCCCUCUCAAUCGUUCUGAUCACCCUGGUCAGUCGUGUGGGAUAUCGUUGUUGGGCCUUGAACCUCCACUACACAAGAGUAAUCUUACCCUAAGGACUUUUGGUGUGAUCAAAUAAAAAAUAAGCUGUUAAAUAAGAGGACAUAGCAUGAAAAGCUAUUGGAAUUUGUCAUGAGUAUCUGCUGCUAAGAAUGAUCUUCUCUGUGGGACUAUCCAAGAACAUAACUUGCAAAAAAGUGUCUGAAGCAAUUCAUAAAAAUUUUAUUUAAUAACACUACACAGUGCAAAGUUAUACCAUAGUUAAUGGAGUGGAAUGGUUUGGAAACUCCAUAGAACAAAGCUAUUGCUUUGCCUUUGAUGUUGAAUUGUACCAUCACGUGAUACUGACCGUGCAUAAUGGACCAAAGCAAGUAUGGCUGAAAAUGCUCAUUUCCUUAUUAUUUUCAUUUAUGAACAUUUUGAAAGUGAAAACUUCCAUUUGAUGACCACAAACUAUGCAGAUAAAUAUUUUCACGCAGAUACAGUUAAGUUACUAGAUGAUAAAUAAAAAAGCAUUAAAAAGGGCAAUUUCAUUUUCAAUCAACAAUUAAUAUUAAUCAUAUAGAAUUAAUUAACAAACAAUAGAUAAUUUAGAACGAUUUUUAAGGGGAAAAAACUUUUACAUUCCCUAAUACUGUGAGCAAAUGGAGAAACUUUUCCUUCACUGUGCACUGUCAACGUCAUAUAACAAUGGAUAAAAACGAACAAAAACAUAGAACAAUAGGUUUCCUAACCAUUCUGCUCCAUUAACUAUGGUUAUACUCAGCAACUUUAUUCAGUGUAUUUCAUUAGUGAUUUAGUGAUUACGAGAGCUGUUUUCCUCAAGACAGGGAUAUUUGUGAAAUAGAAUUUUAUCAGCAACCUUAGUUAAUAUUUUGCAAUACUAUCAAAAUCUGUAGAAUUCUUAAAGUGCAACUACUUGAUUUAAAUCCCUUCUUUGAGAUAUAAAUAACAAUGAAAGAACCUUCUUGUUGGUUGAUCUAAAAUGAAAAGCUAAUGAGGAUUGCUUUGUUAUCAUCAACCAACAUGGCAGCUAUGAUGUAAACAAGCACUCCUGAGUGAUACGUGGGAUAGAGUCAUUUUCAUAAACCUGUGAAAUAAAUGUUGGUGUAAGUAUUACUAUUGUACUCUAGAAAAUAAGCUUUGUUUCAAGAGUUAACUCAGAACCACUUUAGUAAACCCAACAGGUCUCCUGACACCCAUGAUCAGUGGUGAUACGUGACUGUCAAAGAUUUUCACACCUGUAAAAACUCUUAUCAGUGUUCAAUACUUUACAAGGCUAGAUGAUACCAAUAAUAAAAGGUAAUAACUCAUCA